CCAGCGAGGUCAUUGUCCAGUUUGUAUACUUGAAGUGUAGCUUUCAAUGACCUUGCUGCCAAGGCGCUGGCGCCCUGAGCUGGCUGGAUCUCACUCCAGCAGCACCCAUGACCAUUCUCCAUUCAGCCGAAAGAUCUCACAAUGGUGACCACGAGACGAGGCUCAUCUGCAUUGAAAUCACCCAGAGGAAAGGCAAAGAGGGCCGAGGAGGACGCAACGUCGGUUGGAACUCCAGGAAGCAAGGGAAGUGCUAGCAGCUCUAGCAGUAGGCCUGGAUUAUCAUUCACGGUUCAAAAGGUUGUGGCAAAAGAUAUCCAAAGGCAAGUCGGUGGUAUCCAUCAUAUCAACAAGCUCGGAGAUCGGUAUCUGGAGAAGCUCAUAGCAAAGACGAGCGAAAAGAACAAGUCUGUCUACGGUGAGCCAGCUAGUAACAUUCGAAGGCAGAUAUCAAACAAGAUCCAGCGGUGGAAAAGGCUUGACAAGCAUCAGUGGAACUCGAAGGUACUGCUUAAGUUUGGCAUCGAUACUGAUCCCGGUUCAGAUUCCUCUGAAGACAGCAGCUUGACCUCAGACGAAGAUCAAGAAGCAGGCCAACCACCCAUUCCACAGGAGAUUUCCACGGAGAAGGACAGCAGCAAGAAGGUUGCUGCAAAGCCUGAGAAGGGAUUUAAAAAGCCGCUCACUACGCCUAAGGCCAAAAAAAAGCCGCUCAGUACUCCAAAAGCUUCGGCAAAGAAGGCUGAGAAGAAACCAUCGCCUAUCCCAGAGGACUUGCCAAGCAGUUUUGCUCAACCUGGAAUCAUGAGAAUCGAGAAUCCCACCACUGCUAAUGGGCCCAGUACGAUCUAUAUUUGCUUGUUUGACUUGCAUCCUCGUCGCUCUUGCUUUCUGUUUGUUCUUAACAUGUUCUUUGUUCUAGUUUGCUUCAAGGUCAACACCACCCACCCAGAAAGGAACUGUCCUUUCUUUGUGUUGGAUGUUGGCCAGACAGUUGAAGGUGUUGGAGAAAAGAAAGGUCGCAUGUACUACGGCUACUUUAUCUUUCUCAAGGUUGAUAUUCGUUUCGUGAUCGAUGAUCCCACGAAGGAGAUGUAUAGGGGACGAUUGCUUACCACUGAUACGGUACAGUUGAAGGUUCCUGCUUGGGACUACAACAUGCUGAACUGCCGUGAUGAGCUUGCGGCAAACAACAAGCUAAUGGACAAUUUUCGAGACUCUCUCGACGACGCUCACGACAAGUAUGGCGACGACGAGGAGAAUCGUUUUUUCUCUGUCUACCACAUGAAGUUUGAGGAUCAUCAUUUGUCUUCCAAAGUCAUCUACCCAGAAGCGGGAGAAGAUGAAAUCCUUGGCAUGGAUAUCAUCGACGUGAAAUGGAAGCAUACCAAAUCGAAGACGCAGGGCACCGACGUGUACGCCCGCUGGAUUGUUGUUCGCACGGAUCUAGAGUCUCGCAAAAAGGGAAAGCGAGAAGAAGAGAAGAAAAAAUUGGAUCCGGUUGCAGAGCAGCUGAAGGCCCUCGGGUUGGGAGACAGCAUUGAUACCAUCGUUGCUGCUCCAGUGCCGUCUCCGCCUCCGGUUCCAGCUCCACCUCCGGUUCCAGCUCCGCCUCCGGUUCCAGCUCCGCCUCUGGUUCCAACUCCCAUUCCGGCUCCAGCUCCCCCAACGUCCUCUGGCGGUUUCAGUAUUGGCUCCUCUUUUGGCAACCUUGCGGCUUCUUCCUUAGGACGUGCACUCGGCGUCGGUGUAACUGCUGGCGUGACUUCACAAGAAAACGCGAUGAUGGCAGGUUCGGAAGAGGGAGACGAUGAGGGAGACGACAGUAGCGAAAAUUAUUUUGACUACGACCAAGAUGAUGAGGAGGAUCCAAUGAAAAAGCUCGAGGACGCUGCUGAAGAACUGUUCGGCGAUAUGGAUGGAAUUGUCAACACGGACUCAAAGAAACGAUCAUUGGAUGACGACGAUGACAACGAACGCGACAGGGAAAUUCUUUAG
Molecule: messenger RNA, 1995 nt
Organism: Seminavis robusta
Lineage: Eukaryota; Bacillariophyta; Bacillariophyceae; Naviculales; Naviculaceae
Source: the annotation of a GenBank genome assembly